UUCCGGUUCCACGGACAGCUGAGCAGGCAUUGUUUAGAUUUUGUAAAUUGUUGAUUUCUCGCAGCAGAAAGUUUUUUUUCGUAGAGCUAAAUAAUAAAAAAAAACAUUCGAAAUGGAUCCAGCACUGCUUCGCGAACGCGAGGCCUUCAAAAAGCGGGCGAUGGCCACGCCCACGUGAGUACCGCACUUGUGGCCCCUCUGAUAAAGAUUGCUUCUCGAAAAUUACAUGCUAUCCUUUUAAAAUAGCGUGGAAAAGAAGUCCAAGCCCGAUAGACCAGCUCCACCGCCGCCUAGCGAUGAUUCCAGGCGCAAAAUGCGCCCGCCCAAUGCUCCCAGGCUGGAUGCCACAACAUACAAGACCAUGUCCGGCAGUUCCCAGUACCGCUUUGGAGUGCUGGCCAAGAUUGUGAAAUUCAUGCGCACACGUCACCAGGACGGCGACGACCAUCCCCUGACCAUCGAUGAGAUUCUGGACGAGACCAACCAGCUGGACAUUGGGCAAUCCGUUAAGAAUUGGCUUGCUAGCGAGGCUCUGCACAACAAUCCCAAGGUGGAAGCCAGUCCAUGUGGCACCAAGUUCAGUUUCAAGCCAGUCUACAAGAUCAAGGAUGGCAAAACGCUGAUGCGUCUGCUCAAGCAACAUGAUUUAAAGGGCCUGGGCGGCAUUUUGCUGGACGAUGUCCAGGAAUCUCUACCACACUGCGAAAAGGUGCUGAAGAACCGAUCAGCCGAAAUACUUUUUGUUGUUAGACCCAUUGACAAAAAGAAGAUUUUAUUUUACAAUGACAGGACUGCUAAUUUUUCGGUGGACGACGAGUUCCAGAAGCUAUGGCGCUCGGCUACGGUCGAUGCAAUGGACGACGCCAAGAUUGACGAGUACCUCGAGAAGCAGGGCAUUCGCUCCAUGCAGGACCAUGGCCUCAAGAAAGCAAUUCCCAAGCGCAAGAAGGCGGCCAACAAGAAGCGGCAGUUCAAGAAGCCCAGAGACAACGAACAUUUGGCCGACGUUCUGGAGGUCUACGAGGAUAACACACUAACGCUGAAGGGUGUGAACCCAACGUAGAAUAGAGACAUUAGAUUAUACAAAUAAAAACCACUCUCAAUGGAAUUAAGUACACUCG
Molecule: messenger RNA, 1121 nt
Organism: Drosophila melanogaster (fruit fly)
Lineage: Eukaryota; Metazoa; Arthropoda; Insecta; Diptera; Drosophilidae
Gene: TfIIEbeta
Product: transcription factor IIEbeta
Exons: 4
Coding region: 314-1063 (249 amino acids)
Biological process (GO): regulation of DNA-templated transcription; transcription initiation at RNA polymerase II promoter; DNA-templated transcription
Cellular component (GO): nucleus; transcription factor TFIIE complex
Molecular function (GO): DNA binding; RNA polymerase II general transcription initiation factor activity
Source: RefSeq, marked reviewed